Eruca vesicaria subsp. sativa (arugula) is the source of this 2458-nucleotide messenger RNA. The record is from the annotation of a GenBank genome assembly. Lineage: Eukaryota; Viridiplantae; Streptophyta; Magnoliopsida; Brassicales; Brassicaceae.
AUUUUGCUUCUCGCAAUCAGGCUCCGAUCAUUGUCUCCCGAAUCGUUCACCGUCACUCUCUCCCCCGCGAAUCUCACCUCUCCACGAAACCCUAACUCGCUGUGUUUCGAGCUCGUCCUUCUUUCGGAGCAUUCGUUUAUAAGCGUGACGGCGAGUUAGUUUCCGGAUCGGGAUUGAUAUUUUUUGAGUUUCGGCGCUGCGAUGAAUAUGCAACCUGGUUAUGCGUCUAAGUCUUCAACAAAUGGAUCUCAAUACAUGAGAGGUGAAAGAGAGGGAGUUUCGAAUAAGGCGAAGUCUACAAAGUCACAUCCCGCUAAUACACUAAAUGCAGUAUCCAAUGGGGAAGCUGGGAGUUUAAAGGGGCAUCUAGGCGAUGGUUUAGUGUACCUCACAACAUGUAAGAUUGGGCAUACUGUGGAAGUGCAUUUAAAAAACGGAUCGGUUUAUAGUGGGAUAUUCCAUGCUGCUGAUGUGGAGAAGGAUUUUGGAAUCAUUCUAAAGAUGGCAUCCAUGAUUAAAGAUGGUGGUGUACGAGGGCAUAAAUCCCGUCCCGAGUUUGUCAGAAAGCCACCUUCCAAGACAUUAAUUAUUCCUGCUAAUGAACUUGUGCAAGUUAUAGCUAAGGAUCUCUCCAUAUCCAGUGACGGUAUGUCGAAUGCCGUUCAGAGUGAGAAGCCAGGGGAGCUGUUGACGGACUCUUCUAUAUCAAAAUCGUUUCUUGUUGACCAGGGAAGAGAGCUUCAACCCUGGAUACCUGAUGGGGAUGUUCCUCAGGGUCUGGAUAAUGUGUUUGAUGAUCCUUGGAAAAGGGGUAGGGGAUGGGAUCAGUUUAAGGUGAAUGAGUCACUGUUUGGAGUGAAGAGCACUUUCGAUGAGGAAAUCUAUACAACAAAACUUGACAGAGGUAUUCGGACUAGAGAGCUGGAAGAGAGAGCCCAGAGGAUUGCGAGAGAGAUUGAGGGUGAAAAUACCCGAGAUCUUCAUGUAGCAGAGGAAAGAGGCUUUCAGCUUAAUGGGAAAUUUGAUAUUGACGAGGAAUCUAAAUACUCAGCUGUCCUUCCUGUUGAUUCAUUUGAUGAUAGUGGGUUUGAUGAGGAGGACGACAAAUCGCUGGACACUUGCAAUGAUGAGACAUUUGGUGGUCCAUCUACUUCUACUGUCCAGAAGCCAGCUUCUUUUAGUGGGCAGAAGCCAACUUCUUCUAGUGGCAAGGGAUAUGAAGAAUUAAGGGAUGCCAGUCAGCCUUCUCGGAAUAAUACAAAUGUAGAUCAAAGCUGCUCAAAAUCUGAUGACCACGCUCAGCACCAUUCUUCUGAACAGCGAUCCAAAGAUUUUCCUGCUCCAGGCAGCAGUAUCAGUGAGAGUCAGUUGGGUGAGCGAAGAAACAAGAAUAAUUCAGAGUUUUCACACAGUAACAAAUCAGCUGAGGAAUCAGUUUCUGGUCAUGGAGAUACCAAAGAAGGUGCGAAACUUGGUGGUAGUGGUGGAACCUCGGCGUGGAAGACUGUAGCUGAGAAAGAAAAGCAAGUCGGUGAAGUUUCUGGUAAACCAAAAUCUGAAAGCUUUGCUGGGCAGUCGGCUUCUAGAAGAAGCUCAGAAAGCCGCCCAGCUCCUUCGACAUCAAGUCGUCCUGGACUAUCACCAAGCUCGUCAAUUGGUUCUUUGUCAUCCUCAGAAAAGUCCACUCUCAAUCCGAAUGCAAAGGAAUUCAAACUGAAUCCAAACGCAAAGAGUUUCAAACCAACAGCUGCUGCGAGGCCUCAAUCUCCAAUGGCAGAUACCUCAUUCUACUACCCUGCUGCACCUGCACCUGUUCAGCAGAUGCCUGGAAUGCCUCUUGGUUACGGAAUUCAACCGCAAUAUCCAGGACAGCAGCAGAUGAUUUAUUAUCCUGGCCACCAGCAUCCUCAAGCCUUUUAUCCUCCAAAUGCACAACCCCAGUAUCCGCAGCAGCAGCAGCCAAUGAUGCUUGGUCGUCAGCCUAGGCCACAAAUGGUUUACAUGCCACCUCCUCCGUUUCAGCAGGAAAAUCCAUAUAAUCAAGGACGAGAGUAAUAUUACCCGAUGGUGAUGAUGUUGUCUUUUUUUUUUGUUUGUUUGGGAAGGAUGUGAACGAACCAACCCUCUGUUUUGGCUUACGUUCUCUUCCUUGGCCAAUUACUGGAACUUUUUUCUCCUUUUUAAGAUUCCUGGUCGGAUUUUUAUCUCAUUUUAGAAAAACAAAAAAAAAGACUAUCUGUUUGUAAUGUAUUGUAUUCUGAGGAUAUACAUAUUUUAGAGUUUAGGUCUUUCUCUUGUGUCAUCACUGAGUCGUUCGCAUUUUUGUCUGUGUUUGUGUGCUUUUUUUUUUGUUUGAUACGCUUGUUGCUUGUUCAAUUUCUAGGUGAACUUUAGUUUCUAAAAUCAAAUACUUGUGAUUGGUUUAAAAGGAAAAAAAAGAUACAUACGAAGAAUUUAA